UUAUAGUCUUUCACAGAAGAGACAUUUUAUACAUUUUAUUUACUUUUAGAACAAAUCAAUUUUUUAACCAAAUUCACAGUUUAAACAACAAUGUCGUCGCUGCCCAACAUCGUGAUGCCAUCUCCAGAUACAGCAGAUAAUCAUCGUGAUGGCAUCGGAGAUAGCUUUCCAGAGAAACUGCCCAGUCCUUGCAACUCCAAGGAACAUUUCUUUGAUGUGUCUGAAGGAUCAUCCAAUGCUUCGUGCCCAUCGUUUAAAGCCAUUAGCAAAGCAUGGAAGAACCGCGAGAAGACGCCAUCGAGUGUGCGUCUAGAAAGCAUCAUAGCUGAGAUGGAGGACCUUAAAUUAGAUGAAAUGGUAACUUCACACGAAGCUGAAGCUGUGACCAAUAAUCCAGCUAAACGUCUAUCCUUGUGCGUCAUGAUGGAAGGUCGAUCGUUGCAACUCACCGACAGCAGCGAGGAAAGUAUUCCGAAGAGAGAAAUGAAGAUUCCACAGCGAUACUUUGACCCCGAAGAAAUACGUCAGGCCUUUGCCAUCUUCAAGCUUUGCGAUGAGAAUAACGAUAGUUUUAUUGAGCUUCCCGAACUUAAGCUAGCCUUAGAGCGUCUCUCGGUGCCCCAAACCCAUCUGGCUGCGAAGGAAAUCAUGGCGGAGGUUGUGGGUGCAAACGAAACAAAGAUGAAUUUCUGUCAAUUCCUACUCACAUAUGCAGCGACAAUGGAGAAUCGUAAAAGAGAAGUGAACACACUGAAACGUGCGGACCCGGAACUUAGCACUUCAACGGAUUCGGUUGAUGUUUCCGAGGUGGGCGUGAAGGGAGCAAAGUUGUUCUUUGAGGCCAAGAUAGCAGAGAAGUUGCCGCCACCAACCAUAUAGGAAAGAGUCCGAAAUAUCAAUAGUUUGUCGAAAAUUCACUUUUUUUGCUGUCGGCUUUUAAAUCACCCGACCUUGCAUUGAGGCGAGUCGCAUAAAUCACGUUUCAAUAAAAAAAAAUGUAAGAAAACGAACAAACUUAA
Messenger RNA from Drosophila sulfurigaster albostrigata, 1019 nucleotides. Its product is annotated as EF-hand domain-containing protein D2 homolog. Bases 91 to 879 code for a protein of 262 amino acids. The record is from RefSeq and is a predicted model, not a curated record. Lineage: Eukaryota; Metazoa; Arthropoda; Insecta; Diptera; Drosophilidae. The transcript has a single exon. Gene Ontology annotation, molecular function: calcium ion binding.